ACCAAGUAAGCUCAGUACACGCUAGGCGCUAUCUAUCUUCCUCCAUUUCUCUAAACCUUCUGUCUCUCAGUUCUAAACCCUCCUUCAUUUUCCUAGGCUCUCUGUGCAGCUCCUAAAACCCUAGCUCUCUCUCUCUCUCUCUCUCUCUCUCAAAUGGCAUCAAUAAACUUCAACCCCUUCGACCACUGGUUCAACAAACCCACAAACCCCAUCGCACCAAUCAACCUCCUCUCAUUCCACGACUCUUUCUCGCCCAAAACCCACACAAGUUUCGCCGCAAUAAGCCUCUCGAACCCCUUCCGGAGAAACGCAAAACCCAAACCCAAAAAACCCGGUGACCCAAACCCAGACGAACCCGGCCCGUACCGCCAAAUGCUGGACCAGUUUUUCUGGGAAUGCGAGAACCUCCCCGAUUACCGACACACCCCAGAGGUGGAGAAGAUCCUGAACGAGGACCCGUUAGUCGAGAAGAAGGAGAACCCGACCCCGGAGGAGAUUAGAGAGAACGAGGACUUCUGGGCCCGGUUCCAGGCCAGCCCGGUGGUGCAGUUUCUGGCCCGGGCCGAGGAGAUCGCCGAUAAGAUCAAUGAGCUGGAGCUGAAGGAGAACGACACGCCGUACCGCAAGGAGGACAAGAAGCUGUGGCAGGCGCUGCCGCACGUGCCGGGGUUGGACGGCAGGCCUAUGCCGAGGAAGGCGAUCAAGACGAAGGAGGAGUCAGACGACAAGUUUUGGGACUUUACGAAGCAAUUCUUCUUCGGGCUUUGGGGUUUUCGUCAGAGGCCCUACCCUCCCGGCCGGCCCAUCGAUGUUGCUCAGGCUAUUGGCUACAAACGCCUCGAGGAGCGGUACUAUGAUUUUAUCAUGAGAAGUGGUGGAUGGUACUACAAGGAUCGAAUGGGUCGAACUAGGGGACCUUCUGAGCUAAUACAGCUUAAAACAGCUUGGGGUGGUGGGAUUAUUGAUAAGGACACUUUCAUUUGGGGUGACGACAUGGAUGAAUGGGCACCAAUACACAUGGUUUAUGGCCUGGAACCUGCAAUUGCCACUUGGGAAGUUAGACUCGGUGCUGCUGCAACAGCUUUUCUACACAAACUACAAAAAGGUAUUCCUCCUUGGGUUCCUCUCAAGGGACAUGAGAAGAAAACCUAUAAGCAGCUCCAAGAAGAGGCUAUAGAGAGUAAGAGACGUGAUCUAGCAGUACUCGAAGCUAAUGGCGGUGUUUGGCCAGGGGUUAAGAUUCCUAGUCAUGCCCUAUUCCUUUGGGCUAGUGGUUCUGAACUGACCUCACUUUUGGGUGAGGACCACAUGCCAAACAAAUACAUACCGAAAGAACUUAGAUACCAAUUGGCCAAAAUCAUCCCUGGAUUAAGGCCAUGGGAGGUUUUAAGCGUAGAACAAGCAAUGGAUCAGAUAACAUAUCGUGGAGAGUGGUAUCGUGAACCUCUUGGUACAUUCACAACGGGUCCUCCGUACAUCAAUCAUUGGAAUACGGACGUCAAGAGGUUGUUUAAUCUUUUCAGCUACCUUACCACCCGAGUUUACAGCAAAUUGGAGAAGACAAUUCCGGGUUUUAAUUCCAUAAUGGAGAAAGUCGAGGCUGAUGUUACUGCAAGGCAAGCAAGAAGGAAAGCAAGGAGGGAGGCAAGGAAGAGAGCUGAGUAGAAGAAAUGUUUGUAAGGUCGAGUUCAAAAUAGCAUCAGGAGAUUUCAUAGUUCUACCUUCCCUUCCUUUCAUGUUGCAACUUAUGCAUGAUCUUUCUGCUGUAAAACUGAAACGUUUGUAUAUUCAAAAUGGAAGUGUUCGAUGUACUUCAUGUAGGGCACUUGGAUUGUUCUGAUUCAAAUUCAAGGCUAUUCUUUUGUUCA
This is a messenger RNA of Corylus avellana, 1868 nucleotides long. Its product is annotated as histone-lysine N-methyltransferase ATXR3-like protein. Lineage: Eukaryota; Viridiplantae; Streptophyta; Magnoliopsida; Fagales; Betulaceae. Gene Ontology annotation, cellular component: chloroplast inner membrane. The record is from RefSeq and is a predicted model, not a curated record. Gene Ontology annotation, biological process: protein import into chloroplast stroma.